Messenger RNA from Gloeophyllum trabeum ATCC 11539, 2414 nucleotides. RefSeq names its product beta-xylosidase. The transcript has 4 exons. The record is from RefSeq and is a predicted model, not a curated record. Gene Ontology annotation, molecular function: alpha-L-arabinofuranosidase activity; xylan 1,4-beta-xylosidase activity. Gene Ontology annotation, cellular component: plant-type cell wall. Bases 1 to 2310 code for a protein of 769 amino acids. Lineage: Eukaryota; Fungi; Basidiomycota; Agaricomycetes; Gloeophyllales; Gloeophyllaceae. Gene Ontology annotation, biological process: xylan catabolic process; arabinan catabolic process.
AUGCGCGGCAUGUGGGCUUCCCUCCUGGCGACAGUCUUGCUGGCUGUCGGACAUGUCGCAGCGUAUGCGUUCCCUGACUGCUCCUCGGCGCCGCUCAGCGGGAACGCUGUCUGCGACAUUACCCUGGACCCCAUCACCCGCGCCCGCGCCAUCAUCGACCAGUUUACCGUGCCGGAACUGAUCAACAAUACCGUCAACACGUCUCCCGGUGUGCCUCGCUUGGGACUUCCCGCCUACCAGUGGUGGUCUGAAGCAUUGCACGGCGUAGCCAUUAGUCCUGGUGUCAACUUCUCCACCUCGGGAGAGUUCAGCUAUGCGACUUCAUUCCCUCAACCGAUCGUUAUGAGUGCCGCUUUCGACGAUCCUUUGAUCCUGGCUGUUGCCACGGUUGUCAGCACGGAAGCUCGUGCUUUCAACAAUGUCGGGAGGGCCGGUUUGGACUACUGGACGCCGAACAUCAACCCGUUCAAGGACCCGCGCUGGGGUCGUGGCCAAGAGACUCCCGGCGAGGACCCGUACCACGUUGCGCAAUACGUCUACAACCUCAUCCAGGGUCUUCAGGGCGGUCUUGAUCCCGAGCCGUACUUCAGGAUCGCCGCCACCUGCAAGCACUUUGCGGGUUACGACCUGGAAGACUGGAAUGGCUACGUCCGCUAUGGUUUCAACGCUGUCAUCACGGAGCAAGACAUGAGCGAGUACUACUUCCCGUCGUUCCAGAGCUGCGUGAGAGACGCCAAAGUCGCUUCGGUCAUGUGCAGCUACAACGCCGUAAACGGUAUACCCUCCUGCGCCAAUACCUACUUGCUGCAAAACGUGCUUCGAGAAUUCUGGGGUCUUACUGAAGACCGCUGGGUUACCUCCGAUUGUGAUGCCGUCGACAAUAUCUACAGCCCGCACAAUUACACGGCUACCCUCGCAGAAGCCGUCGCUGAUGCCAUGAACGCCGGAACGGAUAUCGACUGCGGCUCGGUAUAUGCCGAGGCUCUUCCCGAUGCUUAUGCUCAAGGUCUAGUCUCCGAGACUCAGCUGUACAAUGCCCUUGUUCGCCAGUAUGCCUCUCUCGUUCGCUUGGGAUACUUCGACCCAGCCGCCAUUCAGCCAUACCGCCAAUACGGCUGGAGCCAAGUUAACACUCCGGAAGCGCAGACGCUGGCGUACACCGCUGCCGUUGAGGGGAUCACGCUGCUCAAGAACGACGGCACCCUUCCUCUGAACUCGUCGGUCAAGAACAUUGCUCUCAUCGGGCCAUGGGCAAACGCCACAACCGCCAUGCAGGGCAACUACCAGGGUGUUGCUCCGUAUCUCAUUAGCCCGUUGAUGGCGGCACAGACCGCGGGGUACAACGUCACCUACGUUUUCGGCACGAACAUCACGUCCAACGACACCAGUGGUUUCGCUGCUGCAGUCGCCGCAGCCGAAGCAGCUGACGCCGUUAUCUACGCUGGAGGCAUAGACGAGACAGUCGAAAGGGAAGAGGUUGACCGAUACAAUAUCACUUGGCCGGGUAACCAGCUGGAUCUCAUUGCGGAGCUCCAGCAGGUCGGCAAGCCGUUUGUCGUGGUGCAGUUCGGAGGUGGCCAAGUGGACGACACGGUCCUGAAGAACAAUGCUACCGUCAAUGCCCUCGUGUGGGCCGGCUACCCCGGCCAGAGCGGCGGCACCGCGCUCUUCGACAUUCUCUCCGGCAAAGUCGCGCCCGCAGGCCGUCUCACCACCACGCAGUACCCCGCCGACUACGUCAACCAGGUCGCGAUGACGGACAUGACCCUCCGCCCGAGCGCGACGAACCCCGGGCGCACCUACAAGUGGUACACCGGCGCGCCCGUCUACGAGUUCGGCACAGGGCUGCACUACACCACCUUCGAGCUGAGCUGGCUCGUCGCGCCCUCGGGGACGUACAGCAUCCAGACGCUCGUGCAGGAGGCGAGCCGGCUGUCGCCCUACCUCGACAGCGCGCCCUUCGGGACGUUCAACGUGCUCGUCCGGAACGCCGGGACGGUGACGUCCGACUAUGUCACGCUGCUCUUCUUGAACGGCACGUACGGACCUGCGCCGUACCCCAACAAACAGCUCGUUUCCUACACCCGGCUGCACGCUAUCCCCGCGUCUUACGGUCUCUCGGUCGCGUCUCUGCCAGUUACCCUUGGCUCCCUCGCGAGGGCUGACAACUACGGCAACCUGUGGGUGUAUCCCGGGAACUAUACCUUCACGGUCGACACGCCGGGACUCAUCACUUCCUCCUUCGAGCUCACCGGUACCGCGACCCAGAUCACGAACUUCCCUCAGGAGAGCGGCGCCCCGACGCGUUAAAGACACCAAAUAGAUAGAUGCUCUGUUGUGCAGGUUGGGACAGUCUUAGGACCGAAUGUAUACCAACAGACCAUUGCUGGACUCAUGAAUUCUGCCGUCUCCGG